AGUAUAGAUGCCUGAUUGUCAAAAUGGCGUUUAGCUUUCCUGCAUUUUCAUACAUUAUUGCUUUAAUUGUUGAUGCAUUUUUGAUAUUUUUCUCUAUAUUCCAUGUAAUUGCUUUUGAUGAAUUGAAAACAGAUUACAAGAACCCAAUAGAUCAGUGCAACAGUUUGAAUCCACUUGUUCUUCCGGAAUAUUUGUUGCAUUUGUUGAUAAAUGUUCUAUUCCUCCUAUCAGGAGAAUGGUUUUCGUUAAUAAUAAAUCUACCUUUAAUUAUUUAUCACAUAUACAGAUAUCGCAAUCGGCCAGUCAUGUCAGGACCUGGCCUAUAUGACCCUACGAGCAUAAUGAAUGCUGAUGUAUUGACGGUAUGUCAAAGAGAAGGAUGGAUUAAAUUAGCAUUUUAUUUGCUGUCCUUCUUCUUGUAUUUGUAUGGAAUGAUAGUGGUGCUGAUCGCUGUGUAAUAAGUUAGCCGAAAGUAUUAAGUUUGAAUAAGUUAUUGUUUGUCCACAACUUUAUUAAGUGCAGCCGCUCGAACAAUGAUUGUAAUGAAGCAUAGUUGAAUGUAAAAUAUUUUGAUAAAUAAAAUUAUGUAUUAUA
Molecule: messenger RNA, 594 nt
Organism: Leptidea sinapis
Lineage: Eukaryota; Metazoa; Arthropoda; Insecta; Lepidoptera; Pieridae
Gene: cni
Product: protein cornichon
Exons: 4
Coding region: 24-458 (144 amino acids)
Biological process (GO): endoplasmic reticulum to Golgi vesicle-mediated transport
Cellular component (GO): endoplasmic reticulum membrane; COPII-coated ER to Golgi transport vesicle
Source: RefSeq, a predicted model, not a curated record